GCGUCGUGGAGGCUGCUGGGACGGUGGGUCUCUUUCGCGCUUCCCCGGUUGUGUGGGGGCUGCCAUUGACAGGGCGUUGCUGCAGAAUCGUGGUAGCUGACUGACGAUGUUGUGAAGUAGCCCUCCGAUUCCCUGCCGCGCCCGCGCGGUUAGUGGCAGCGGCGGUAGCCCCAACUCCUGCUCUCACGCUGACGACGCUUUAGGGGCUUCUCCCUGAGGGACCACAGGCGGAGGGCGGAGGACGGCGGGCCAUUCCCGUUAUGAGUAUCCGAGGUAUGAUAAUCUCAUGACAGCACUCACUGCUCCAGAUGUCAUUUGACUCAUCAGAAAAGUUUGUUUAAAAGAAAAAAAUCCAUAUGACCCGAUCCAUUUCUUUAUUGAAUGGCUUGAUGGAUUUCCUUUACUCUGAUUCAUACCAAAGCUGUCCUUCUCAACCAAAGCAAGAAAGGAUCCUGCAUGAGUCAAUCCCAGAAUGCCAUUUCUACAUCACCAACAGGUGAAGAAAGCCUCAUGAAUAUCAAUCAUAAAGACUCGGAGAGCAUCACUGGGCUCUUAUCUAGAAGAUCUGAUCAAGAUUGAGAGUUCCUUUAAAUGUAUCUCAUCUCUGUAUCUGUGGUUAUGAAGACACUCCUUGCCUUCUGGAUGAAUAGGGAUAUCUGCAAUUGCCAAUAAUUGUAUCUGAAUUAUUGAAUUGUCAUUAUUAAGAUGUCUGCUCCAAUGAGGACCUCCCUGAAGUUGAGCUGGUGAGUCUGCUAGAAGAACAGCUACCCCAGUAUAAGCUAAGAGUGGAUUCUCUCUUUUUAUGUGAAAACCAAGACUGGACUCAGUCCACACAGCAGCACCAAAAUGCAUCUGAUGCCCUCUCUCCAGUCCUGGCUGAAGAGACUUUCCGUUAUAUGAUUCUAGGCACAGACAGGGUGGAGCAGAUGACCAAAACUUACAAUGACAUCGACAUGGUUACACAUCUCCUGGCUGAGAGGGAUCGUGAUCUGGAGCUAGCUGCUCGAAUUGGACAAGCUCUCUUAAAGCGAAACCAUGUCUUGUCUGAACAGAAUGAAGCCCUAGAGGAACAAUUGGGACAAGCAUUUGAUCAAGUUAAUCAGCUGCAGCAUGAGCUAUCCAAGAAAGAUGAGUUACUUCGAAUUGUCUCCAUUGCUUCUGAAGAGAGUGAAACUGAUUCCAGCUGUUCUACACCUCUUCGGUUCAAUGAGUCACUUAGCUUAUCUCAAGGUUUGCUACAGUUGGACAUGCUGCAAGAAAAGCUCAAAGAACUGGAAGAAGAGAACAUGGCUCUUCGAUCCAAGGCUUGUCACAUAAAAACGGAAACUAUUACCUAUGAAGAGAAGGAACAACAACUUGUGAAUGACUGUGUUAAAGAACUUCGCGAAACAAAUGCUCAGAUGUCCAAAAUGACUGAAGAAUUGUCAGGGAAGAGUGAUGAACUGAUUCAAUACCAAGAAGAGAUAUCCUCUCUCCUGUCUCAGAUUGUAGAUCUUCAGCACAAACUUAAAGAGCAUGUGAUUGAGAAAGAAGAACUGAGGCUUCACCUACAAGCUUCCAAGGAUGCUCAAAGACAACUAACAAUGGAGCUACAUGAGUUACAGGACAGGAAUAUGGAGUGUCUGGGAAUGUUACAUGAAUCCCAAGAAGAAAUAAAGGAACUUCGUAGUAAAUCUAGCCCUGCUGCUCAUCUCUACUUCUCUCAGUCAUGUGGACCUUUUACUGGGGAAUCUCUAGCAGCUGAGAUUGAGGGGACCAUGCGUAAAAAGUUAAGUUUGGAUGAAGAAUCUUCUCUUUUUAAACAAAAAGCCCAACAGAAACGGAUAUUUGAUACAGUCAAGGUUGCCAAUGACACACAGGGCCAUUCUGUCCCAUUCCCAGCUAUGCUACCCAUCCCAGGCUCUAACCGCUCAAGUGUCAUCAUGACAGCAAAACCUUAUGAGUCUGUUUUACAGCACACAGAGGAUGAAACACUACUGGACCAGGGGAACAACUUGGAAGAGGUUCCAGGGAACUCUCAGAAGAUGGGUCAACCAGGACCCUCUGGAGAUAGUGAUUUGGCUACAGCACUGCACCGCCUUAGUCUGCGUCGACAGAACUAUUUAAGUGAGAAGCAGUUCUUUGCUGAAGAAUGGGAGCGGAAGAUCCAGGUUCUGGCUAACCAGAAAGAAGGGGUUAGUGGCUGUGGCACCCCCACAGAGAGCCUUGCCUCUCUCUACACCAACCAGUCAGAGAUCACAGACCUCAGCAGUGCCAGUUGCCUUCGAGGUUUUAUGCCAGAAAAAUUGCAAAUUGUCAAGCCCCUUGAAGGAUCACAAACUCUGCAUCAUUGGCAGCAGCUUGCUCAACCAAACUUGGGAACCAUCCUUGAUCCACGACCAGGGGUCAUCACUAAAGGCUUUACCCAGUUGCCCAAGGAUACCAUCUAUCGCCUCUCAGAUUUAGAAGAGGAUGAAGAGGAGGGUAUCACUUUUCAGGUUCAGCAGCCUUUUCAAGUGGAACAGAAACCUGCAAUAUCCAAGCCAGUAACAGGAAUCUUCCUUCCACCCAUUACUUCAGCAGUUGCAGCCUCAAACCCGGGAAAGUGUCUGUCAUGCACAAACUCGACAUUCACAUUCACCACCUGUAGGAUAUUGCAUCCCUCUGACAUCACCCAGGUCACCCCCAGCUCUGGGUUCCCUUCAUUAUCCUGUGGAAGUAGUAAUGGUAACAGUGCAUCAGGCACAGCUGUGAAUUCUCCUGCCAUGUCCUACAGACUCAGCAUCGGCGAAUCCGUCACCAACCGACGAGAUUCUACUAUAACGUUCAGUAGCACCAGGAGCUUGGCCAAACUCCUACAAGAGCGAGGCAUCUCGGCUAAAGUGUACCAAAGCCCUGUUUCAGAGAACUCCCUCCUCCAGCCUCUCCCCAAAGCCCUGACCAUUCCUUCCACUCCACCAAAUUCACCAUCUCACUCACCUUGCCCUUCUCCUUUGUCCUUUGAGCCUCGAGCACAUCUCUCUGAAAAUUUUUUGGCCUCCCGACCAGCUGAAACAUUCCUCCAGGAGAUGUAUGGCUUGAGACCUUCCUGGAACCCUCCUGAUAUUGGCCAAUUGAAGAUGAAUUUAGUCGAAAGACUAAAGAGACUGGGGAUAGCCAGAGUGGUCAAGACUUCUGAUGCUCAGGAGAAUGGAAGACACCAAGAAGCAGAAACUGGUCUUAAAAAACAAGACUCUGCUGUUUACUUAAAAUCAGGUAGCAGUUUACUAGCCAGGCUGAGGAGGAAUCAGAGUCUUCCCAUCAUGAUGGCUAACUUUGGAACCCCAGUUUGCACACCCUCACCCAAAAUGGGUUUCCUGAAGGAGGAAUGAGGCUCAGCAGUUACUGAGCUUUUGUACAAAUUAGCACAUGAAGGAUAGUUACUCACUGAUACAUGUGGUCUGGUCUGACUUGACAGAAAAGGAAUGUUGCAGAAGGGUUGUGAAUGUGGAAGGGGGAAAGUGGAGGGAUGGAAACUGAAUUGAGAUGAAGCCCCAGUGGACAAGGUCUGAAAAUGGAAAGUGUAAAUGAAAGGGCAUGAGUGGAUUCAGAAGAAAAAAAGUUUAAUGCACUCCUUCAGUUGGGUUUUCUUUUUUAAAUAAGUAAAUAGAAAAUAAAUUCAGUAAUACUGAAAUAUACCAGAAAUGCUGAACUUGCGAGCACAUUUACUUCUGGGAAACAAUGAAGGAGAACCGAGGUUAGCAAGAUGGGAAGAGAAAAAGGAGCAGCUUUCACUGUUGCUUAAAGAAAGCUGUUUUGAAGAGUUAGUAGGGUGAGCUCAGUCUGUUACUAAGGCAAUAGUGAGAUGGUGUAUGUUUUCCCUGUUAAUAUCUGUUUCAACUACCAUCAAUGGUUUGUUCACAGCAUUAACAAAACAAGGAAUUUUACCUCUUUUAAAAAGAUCAGAAGUAGAGACUCCCUUUUAUUUUCUGUUUUCAGGCCUUUGAACCACUGGGAGCACAAACCCCACCCAAAUUCCUGUUGUGGUGGCAAUUAAUAAAGGCAUCUAGCUGUUCAUUUUUUAAAUUUGUAUUUUUAUACAAUACACCAAAAAAUCCAACAUGGAUGGGGUGGGAGGGAUUUACUUUUAAGAAGGAGGAUAUGGGUAAUUUGGAACCAAGGAAAUUUGUUUCCAGAAUAUUUUUUCUGGAUGAAUGCAGUGGUCAAGGAACAUGAACAUAAUUGCAUGUCUCUCAAAUUUCCUUGGAUGCUGAAAGGAGUUAAACCAGAAGUGCAAUCAGUAGGAAUUAGGGGAUGUUAUUUAUUUAUAAAUGUAAAAAUAUUUUGUAAGGAAAGAUAGUGGCAACUAAACUUUUUCCAAAGUGUACUAUGCAUAUUUUUAAUGAAAAAAUGACAUGUAUUUGCACAAAAAUUCUCAGGCACAUUAAAUUAUUAUAAGCUGAUGUAAAAUCUAGGUGCCUGCUUUGAAAUUGAUAUUUGUAUGUGUGUGUGUUUUUAAUGUAAAAUAAAAUUAAAAUACAUCUGUCUUGACCUUGACAUUUGUAGAAUUAGAGAAUGAACUCUAACAGGAGAGUAAAAGCUUUUGCUUUUUCUUUAGGGCUCCUUUUUCUUUUACAAACUGUGUAAAAUGGUAAAGUGAGACUCGGAUUAGAUUUCAGCAGUCAGCAGCAUGAUGCAAGGCUAUGAACUGGGAAGAAACAGAUCUGUUUUAUGAGUGUUGCUGAUCAAGGUAUGCUCCUUCUCAGAUGACAUGGCUUUGCCUGGGCAGGGCAGUUCAGAAAUAAAUGCCAUUAUCUGAAAGACAUGAUCGAGAGGAAGAUGAGUGAGAGGACCAGUUAUUUUGUCUUUGAAAAUGGGAGGCAUAUUUUGAUCAUUUUAGUGCUUAAUUUGCAAAUAUUUUGCUCCUUUAUCCUGACUUCACUGAAAAGCAAUUUUUCUGAGAAUUCUGGACCAAUAGAGUCUUGCUCCUCUGGUUCCUAGGGGUACACCUGCUGCCAGGCCAGAGGCAGGACCUUCCUCCCUCUCCUUAAGGCAGAGCUGUGUGCUCACAGGGGCGGAAAAUCCACCAUUGACAGUGAUACAAAUGUGUGAGUUUUCCAUCCUUUUUAGAAUCUUUUGAUAAAACAUUUCUAAAUAAAUUUCCCAAAAUCAAAAAGUGAACGUUUCCUCCCCACUUUCUCUGCUCUUUACUCAGUCAUGCUGAGGUCAGCAGAGCGUCUACAUGCAUGUCGAGAAAGGAUUCUAGCAGUUCCAGAAGUGAAUGUAAGUCUCCCCUGAAUGUGGUAGGCAUUGUAAACAGAAGAAUUCCUGCAGUUUAAAUGGCCAAAAUAUUCUAAUCGAUGUUUUUAAAAGUAGCAUUUGAGUUUCUACAUCAUAAAGUAACUCUAGGGUGUAUACUUUAGCCAAUUCUUAAAGCUUUUUUUAUUUAUUCUUUAAGAAAGUAAUCUUCCUGUUGCCUGGACAUUAACAGUUUCCAGGAAACAUCAGGAAGUAGCAAAAUGUAGGGCCAGAGAGGAGUACAAACUGUCAAAUUAUCAGAUUUAUAUAUAAUAUAUAAAUAGCUAUAAAUUACAUACUGUUUUUAUAACCAAUGCCUAAAUGGUCACUUCAGAUAAUUACUUUGGGGAGGAGGGUGUUUAUUAGCAGCCAAAUAAGCACAUCUGAUUAAAGAGAACAGACCUAGGUUUUCGAAAACUAGAUUGAUGUUGAUGUUCCACCAGAAACACAAUUGAGGACUGGGACAUGCUUGUCUCUAGAAAUGAAUCCUUAUUUAAAAAUUGAGUUUCGCUAUUUUUUUGAAGUUUCCACCUAAAAUCAUUUUUGGUACAGUGACUCUCUAACAGAGUUGUCUGCAAAGUAUAAUAAGAGAAAAUGGAGUCUUUCAGCAAGUUCCUCUUUGGAUUAUCUUUUAUGCUUUGGUACUGUUCACAUUUUAGGUGUGUUUUUUCCCCCCAUAGUGUCAACUGUGUAUGUACUUUUCAUACCAGUAUAGGAAACCUCAAUCUUUUUUUUUCUCCCUCAAGAAGGUUUUCAGUGAUUAUACCUCAGGUAUUUCUGAGCAUAUUACCUAAUAUGAGGAAUAUCUUUAUGAGCUUAAAAUUAAACUUUUUCCUGAAUUAUUUUUGAUUCCAAAUCAUAUGUAAAUAGCCUUAGACACCAGUCCUAGGAAACCAUUGUUAAACUAGUUUUUUAAAAAAAACUGAGUACUGUAUGUUCUCAAUUUGACAUGAGAGCACGGGCUUUGACAAAGGGAGGAAUGAGUUCAAAAUAGCUCACAGUAUUUCUGUAAAAGAUGUAUUCUACAUAGUAUUAAUAGCUUGCUCUUCUUUCUGACCAUUCUAGUACCUGAUUAAUACUUGGUAGUUAUUAAUACUGACUUGACAUUUGGAACUAAGGCUCUUAGUGGUUGUUGGUCCACUUUGAUGUCAGAUGCACACUGGGCAUGCAACACAACAGCAGCAAAAUGGAUGUGUUGCAGAGCACAGCUUCAAGGAGUGGGCUUAAGUGCCCUCUGUGUGGAGAAGCCAGGAAACAAUAUUAUUUGAAACCUAGACUCUGGACUUUGUCAAACAGCUUUUUGUACACUUAACAAUUGCUUGUCAAAUGUAAAUCAGGUAAUAAAUAUGAGUAUCUUCUUAAAUUUUCAUUUGUCUCCCCUGUAUUUUUGUCCCAGUUCUUUACACAGAUAUAAACAAUACUGCACUCUUUCCUUUAUGUUAUUUUUGUUAUGAAAACUGUCCUCUAUUUGUCAAACCCAACACACAAAACAAACCAACAAUAGACAUAAGCAGUUAACAGAUCUUAUUGCACUUUCCUAGUUAUUGAAAAAUAUUGACUAGAGUGUCUAUGUAUACUUUAAUGUUUCCUUAGCAGAGUAAGAGCAACAAAAAAUAUGUCAAGUCCAUGACAAGCAGAUCUUAAGUUUGAGAAGAUUCAGGAAGUGUGAACAAGUUCUUACAGUCUACAAUUUACUAUUGACAUCCUUGGCUAUUUAGAAACUUUCCAAAAAAAAAAACAAAAAACAAAUUUGAAGUUUGUUGGUCUCUAACAGAAAAGGUCUUUUGAUUUUCUCUUCUUAACAAUUCAAU
Messenger RNA from Choloepus didactylus (southern two-toed sloth), 7067 nucleotides. It is a transcript of the gene TRAK2, whose product is annotated as trafficking kinesin protein 2. Lineage: Eukaryota; Metazoa; Chordata; Mammalia; Pilosa; Megalonychidae. Gene Ontology annotation, biological process: anterograde axonal transport of mitochondrion; neurogenesis. The transcript is spliced from 17 exons. Gene Ontology annotation, cellular component: dendrite. The record is from RefSeq and is a predicted model, not a curated record. Gene Ontology annotation, molecular function: GABA receptor binding. The coding region runs from base 897 to 3350 and encodes 817 amino acids.